CAGUACUGUCUUUUAUUGAUGGCGGAUAUAAUGAUAUGCUACAGACCCCACUGAGCGAGUUAGAACAUGAAGAAUCAUAUUUGUCUUGGUAAAACGUAUUUUAUAACAUAAGGAAGUGAAAUUUCAUCACCACAGCGCGUUUAGUGGGUGGACACCCUAUAAUAUGCUAACUCCAGGCUGUAGCCAGAUGUACAAAAAUGUAUUAUUGUGGAUUCUGUCACCAUGGGCCUUCAGACACAACUCAAGGAAGCUAAGGAUAAUUUGACCUAAAUAUUGAUUUAGCAUUUACUAUCCCUUUAAAACCUCCCAGUUUGACCACACCCAGUAGGUGGCAACAAUACACCAUUUUUGUGUAGUCCGCCGAUAAAACCUCAAAGAAGACGACGUAAACAGAAGUAAGCCGUGACCAAAAACUAUUUCCACGUUUGCGUUUUUGUUGUCAUUUAGACGUUUAUUAACACCCUGCAACUCAAAAUAUGACUCAUUUAACUGCAUAGCAUCACAAACUUACCCCAGGUAUUAUUUAAUUCGCUUUGGAGACGGGACUUGGUUGAUAGAUGUUAUCUAAGUAACGCUAACUAGCUAGUUGCUAAAGUUACCUAACAAUGGCUAUGGUUUUUCACACUCAAAUAGCCUCCAUUAUGGAGGUGUUAGCGAAUGCUGCUGUGGCAGAGAUCUGUAAACUCGUAGACGACGACUAUGCAGUGUUUCGUUUGGAAAUAACUCAAAGCCAGAAAGAAAACAGGGCAUUGCGGAGGAAACUACAGCUACUGGAACUGAAGAAGGUGGCACGGGAGCGCGCAGAGAGGACAAUGCGAGAGCGCGUCAUCGCCAGUCGUUUCAGUGGUGUCAAGAUCCUCGACCGAUACAGAGGAAUUGCAAGAGGCCACGUGAGCUUUGUGAAGCCAGCAGGACACAAUACAUGGAGAGAUGACCAACCAAUCACUGUUGAUGAGGGGAGUGGAACCUCAACCCAGCAAGUUAUCUUCAUAGAGUCUGCAGAUGUAGAGUCUGCAGGUCCUGGGGUCAAGCUGGAGAGAUCUGAAGGAGAGCACAUCCAGACUGGAGUGCCCCCUGUAGCCACAGAGGACCCCACCACCGCCCCAGGGGCGCCAAGGACCCGACGCAGCAUCACGAAGGUCGGUGGAACGCUGAAUGCCGUCCUCAAGUCAGAGACCGACACCAAGAAUUUAAUGGGUCAGGGGCGACUGGGCUGUCCUCCUGCUCUCCGCUCAGAAUAUUUACUUGAUGGUAACCCGAGCCCGAGGAUGGAUCUGUCCCAUCAGGACUCAGGUGACACGUUACAGAUUGGCAAUGAUCCGUCUUGUUCAUAUGCUACAGAGAUGAUACCUAGUGACAUGCCUGUCGGCUUAGAAACACAGACUAAUCCAAUGAGAGGGGACUGGAACCAGUACAGUAGUAGUGUAUACUCUGAAGGGUCCCUAGAUAAGAAAGGGGAGGUAAUAGUCCUUGAUGAGGUGACUGUGAAAGUGGAGGGUGACUCUCCUCUGACAUGGAAUGCAAACGAGACUCACUUUGGAGAAGGACACUCACAGGGCAACACCAAUGACUUCUCAGACUACAGAAAAAGCUUAGCGACCAAUCUAACUGUCGCAACCCACUCCCCUUUACACACGCUCAGGGAUCGCGACCCACUGUCCACGCCGAUGGCAUCUUCCGAUUCACAAUACCUUUUCGAUCAAGUAUUGAUCUCAAAGGAUCAAAGGGCCAAAGCACGGGGAGGGGGAGCCACAUCAGGAAAUAGUAAAGAGAAACGGUUCCUUUGCAUGUUCUGUAACAAAGGCUUCAGCAGCUCCCAGAAGGUGGAGAUCCACCAGAGGGUCCACACAGGGGAGAAACCCUUCAGCUGUACCCAGUGUCAUAUGCGCUUCACCCAGGCUGGUGACCUGAAGAGGCACCAGAGAGUCCACACAGGGGUAAAACCUUUCAGCUGUACCCAGUGCCACAUGAGCUUCGCCCAGGCUGGCAACCUGAAGAGGCACCAGAGGGUCCACACAGGGGAGAAAACAGCAACCCCCUAGUGUGAGAAGAGGUUCUCCCACCAACACCAACUGAACAUGCACUUAUAAGUCCACACGGGAGAAAGGCCGUUCGCCUGUACGCGCUACGAGAAGAGGUUCUCAGAGGAUACACCAGCAGAAAAAAAAAACAUUCCACGGAUUGACCUAGAAAGUAACCAUUCCACUCGAUAGCUUCUGACAUUUAGAUCAAACCCUGCAUUAAAGACUAAGAUGAAUGUUAAUUGGUGUCAGCAGAAAAGAUCCACAGAUGCAUUUGGAAUAACGAGAGUAGCAAAUUUCAGUGUUGAAUAUUCCUGGGUAGAAUAUUGAAUCCAGACCUGUGAUAUAUAAGCCUAAAAGGUCUGUUUCAUAGUGUUUGUACUGUGUAGGAUAUAUGAUGUUCAAGUACAGAAUAUUUUUCCCAAGACACUUUUAAUGAGUAAAUGAAUGCAGUUUAUAAAGGUCAUGCAGAUUUUUAGUUGAGACGUGCAUGUGUGGUUUUCAUAUGGUGUAUUUAAAAAAAAAAAAAAGUGUUUAAUAAACACAAAAUGGGA
This is a messenger RNA of Salmo salar (Atlantic salmon), 2575 nucleotides long. RefSeq lists its product as uncharacterized. The record is from RefSeq and is a predicted model, not a curated record. Gene Ontology annotation, biological process: regulation of gene expression. Gene Ontology annotation, cellular component: nucleus. Lineage: Eukaryota; Metazoa; Chordata; Actinopteri; Salmoniformes; Salmonidae.